This is a messenger RNA of Labeo rohita (rohu), 6085 nucleotides long. RefSeq names its product forkhead box C1a (gene foxc1a). Lineage: Eukaryota; Metazoa; Chordata; Actinopteri; Cypriniformes; Cyprinidae. Gene Ontology annotation, biological process: anatomical structure morphogenesis; cell differentiation; regulation of transcription by RNA polymerase II. Gene Ontology annotation, molecular function: RNA polymerase II cis-regulatory region sequence-specific DNA binding; DNA-binding transcription factor activity, RNA polymerase II-specific. The transcript has a single exon. The record is from RefSeq and is a predicted model, not a curated record. Bases 235 to 1722 code for a protein of 495 amino acids.
GAUGCUUAGCGUUCAGAAGUUUUCCAAUGCGCGCUCCGACAGAAAGAGGUGGCCAGCACGCGAGUCCAAUCCACAACCGGGCCAAUAGUCACAUUUUGUAAAUACGGUGGCAGAACGUGGACUCUCGGGUGGACUGCCUUCCCAGAUUCAGAGGAGGCGCAUUUUAAGCGGACUUGUGGAUUGCUUCAGACUUCUUGACGUCUGUUCUUCGCCAGCACCGUUUGGAGAGAAGUCAUGCAGGCGCGCUAUUCCGUCUCCAGUCCCAACUCGCUGGGAGUCGUGCCGUACAUCAGCAGCGACCAAAGUUAUUACCGGGCCGCCGCCGGAGGGGGGUACACCGGGAUGCCAGCCCCCAUGAGCAUGUACUCGCACGCGGCCCAUGACCAGUACCCUGCCAGCAUGGCGAGGGCGUACGGACCGUACACGCCGCAGCCGCAGCCCAAGGAUAUGGUAAAACCGCCGUACAGUUACAUUGCGCUCAUCACCAUGGCCAUCCAGAACUCCCCGGACAAGAAGGUGACCCUAAACGGUAUUUAUCAGUUUAUAAUGGAGCGCUUUCCCUUUUACCGGGACAACAAGCAGGGCUGGCAGAACAGUAUCAGACACAAUCUGUCCCUGAACGAGUGUUUUGUCAAAGUGCCCCGCGAUGACAAAAAACCUGGCAAAGGCAGCUAUUGGACUCUCGACCCGGACUCGUAUAAUAUGUUUGAGAACGGCAGCUUUUUGAGGCGACGACGGCGUUUCAAAAAGAAGGACGCCUUAAAGGAUAAGGAAGAGCGAAACGUCAAGGAAGCGCCUUCCCGCCAGCAACAGAAUCAGCCGCCGCCGCAGCAGCAGACGGGCCGCGACCAGGAGCAGUCGGUACCGGGCUCGCAGCCCGUGCGCAUUCAGGACAUUAAGACCGAGAACGGCACGUCCACGCCGCCGCAGGCUGUUUCGCCCACGCUAAGAACUGUUCCCAAGAUUGAGAGCCCCGACAGCAGCAGCAGCAUGUCGAGCGGCAGCCCGCACAGCAUCCCGUCCACCCGCUCUCUCAGCCUGGACAGCGCCGGGGAACAACAGCAGCAGCAGCAGCAGCAGCAGCAGCAUCACCACCACGGCCAGGCCCCCGCGCAGGGCUUCAGCGUGGAUAACAUCAUGACCUCCCUGCGCGGCUCGCCUCAGAGCUCCGGCGAGCUCACCCCGUCUCUCGUGGCCUCUUCACGGACAGGUAUAACUCCCACGUUGUCCCUGAACUAUUCGCCCAAUCAGACGUCCGUGUAUAGCUCGCCCUGCAGUCAGAACUCUAUCUCGACUACCUCCAACGCCACCACCUAUCACUGCAACAUGCAGGCCAUGAGCUUGUACGCGGGCGGAGACCGCUCGGGCCACUUGGCGGCCACUACCACCGUGGACGAAACUCUGCCCGAUUACUCGAUCACCACCACCACGUCGUCCUUAAGCCAUGGGAAUCUCAGCUCGGCCCAGGAGGGCCACCAUCCGCACCAAGGGCGCCUCGCCUCAUGGUACCUAAACCAGGCCGGAGACAUUGGCCAUCUAGGCGCCACGUACCCGGCGCAGCAGCAGAACUUCCAUUCGGUUCGAGAGAUGUUUGAAUCGCAGAGAAUCGGUCUGAAUAAUUCGCCGGUGAACGGGAAUAACAGCUGUCAAAUGUCCUUUCCCCCGAGUCAACCCAUCUACCGCACGUCGGGGGCUUUCGUGUAUGACUGCAGCAAGUUUUGACCAAACAAGUGUUUUUCGUUCUCCCUCUUCUUCGUUUUGUUGUUGUUGAUUUUCCCUUUUCUCGAUACCGAGAGACGUUGACAUUUACCGACUCUACCCCCGUGAUGGACUGAAAAGAAACCGAACAAACGCGAGAGUCAGACACACUUGAUCUUGGUUUGUUAAGGACAGUGUUACUUCGAAUAACACGUAAGUCUUCUUCGUUUUUGUGAGCUAUAUGCUGGGCUGUGUUGACAUGCGUCAGACGUUUAUGGACUUGUUAUUACGUGUAAAUUGCAUAUAGUAAUUUAUUUCUAAAGUGUAGCCGGAUAUAAUGGACCAAACACCAAAAAGUGUUUCUAAAUUGAACUGCAUUCAUUGUCCAAAUGUUCCACUAUAACAAGGAACGGAACAUGUAUAACGCCAUAUUCUUUCAAAUUAUCUCCUUUUGUUGAAAAAGUAUUCUGAAGGAACUGCAUUGUUUGUUUAAUAAAUUGCCAUGCUAUUUGAGUUAAAAUUAGGCUACGCCUGAUUUCUUAACCCCCCUGUCAGGAACAGAGCUGUGUGCUAGUAUGGAGCAAUAAUGCAUUUAGAGCACAGUAGCUUGAAGAAAGUGCAAGUUACCUACAUAAAUGAUCCAAAUAAGCGUGUCGAAAUUAUUCGCACACUUGAACGUUUCUUGAUCCAAACGCCUGCCUAAUCCUAAAAUGCACCAAGAAACGAAUAAAUAUGCUCUGAUCAUGCACGCUGGUUCAUGUGAAAAUAAUCACAGGCCCUGUAAGCAAAUAAAUAAUUCAGCAUUUUAUGCAACCGUGCAAUACUAAAUAUGCAUUCAUCUGUUUUAGAUUUUUUGCUUUUUUUAUUUUCAUUUUUUUAGUAAAUGUUAUUCAUUAAAUGCUAUUUAUGUAUAGAUUUUAGUCAUUUUAUCAUUAUUCAUUACAUAACUUUGUUUAGCAAAAUGUAACAACAUUUUAUAAAUAAAUGCAUUGAACAUAAAAUAUGAAAAUAUCACGUGCUUUAAUUAAAUUUAAAUUCUCAAGAAUCUAAAGCCCGCAAUUAAGUAAGGCGGAAUUCAGGCGUAUACUCUUAUUAUUCUCACCACAAUUAGUAUUAUUGUUAUUAUCUGUAUGGUAACUGUAAAAGUCUAAACUAAAAAUGUGUUUAAUGUGGUACCAUCUAAUUCAUCUGGUUUUAAGUCAAAAUAUUAUUUAAUGUGUCUCAAUCAAAUUCCUGACUAGGUUACACCACCAAAAUCAUUUAGAAGAUUUAGACCAGACAAAGCUCUUUAAAUAACAACUGCAUAUUUUUUGUUUUUACAGAGCAGUAGCAGUGGUAGUAAUAAAAUAAAAUAUUGCCCAGCAAUUUAUAUUUUAAUUGCAGUGAGGUAACAACGUGUUUUGUCAUAAUUUGCUCUUACGCAACUCCAUAUGCAAACUUGGACUGUCUGUCAUCAGCGUGACCUGAGGCGUUUGGGAACAAUGUUUCGGUCAUUGUAAUUCACUGCUUGUGUUCAGUGUCCACGUGUUUACUUGCGCAUAGCUUGGUUAAUAUCAUACCAGACAUGCCAAAGAUACUCAAAUCACCACUAGAGGAUUCAGCAGGACUUCUAGAAGGCGAGGCAUUUGGGCUUCAUAAAUAUAAUACUUAAGAGGCGCGUCUUCAGAAAAGGCCUAUACUGAAAACCAGCUGUGUGCACUUAAAAAAAAAAAAAAAAAAAAAGAUGCGGAUUAUAUUAAGUUAAAUCUUCUGACUUUUAUUUGAACAGACACCAGUCAGGUUAAAGAAACAUGCCACUAAAAUGCUCAUAUGUUUAAUAGCAGUUUUUUUAUUUCACAUUUAUUCAAAAGUGCUAUUUGGGAAUACGCGAGUGGCAUCUUCUUUUAUUUUUCUUCAUUUUACUGAGAUGUGAUGCCACGAACAUUUAGCGGCUUUCAAAUGAUCAAAAUUUCCUGAACAAUUAAGCAAAAUAUGAAGUAUAUACAAAAGUGUAUUUACUGUAAAAGUGAUGACCUGUAAUUGUUACCUUGAAGAUCGACUGAAGCCAUAAAAUAGAGUUUGACUGGUAUAAAUGAAUGUAUUUAGGUUGAAUAAUAUUUUUAAAUACUAUUUUUGACUUGAAAGAAACCUGUUAACUAGAUGUUACUAUUCUUUUUAGUGUAUGAAAGCUCGCUGAUACUUAAACAAGUGCGUAUAUUUAUUAUUAUUAUUAUUAUUAUUUACAGACAAUAUUAUAUUUUUUAUGUAUUUAUUUUAGUCUGGGGCCCAGUUAUAGGCCCAAAGACCUUGAGGGCAAAUGCACACGUGUUCUCAUUGCCUCACAUAUUUUCAUUGCUUGAGCGGUUGGUAGUGAUUACAGCGGUUAAUUAAUCGGCCAAUUAACUAGCGUGCGUCAACAAAACGUCUCGGUUUUGCCUCGUUCACUCAGGAUGGUAUGUGGUAAAUGUGCCCAUAUUCCGUAUGUUUAAAUGUUACUUUAAAAUAGUAGUCACACUAAUUAAUAAGAACGUUCAUAUGCAUACUAAGUAUACAUAUAAACACAUAUUCAUGAUGAACAAUUUUGGAUAAUUUUUUGGUGACGGCAAUAAUAAUGUGCUUAUAAUAAUAAUAAUAAUAAUAAUAAUAAUAAUAAUAAUAAUAAUAAUAAUAAUAAUAACAACAACAACAACAAAAAUAAUAAUAGGUUUCAGUAUCAGUACGCGUUCAUAUAUGAAACGACACAUAAAUUUAGUUAGAGCUUACAGAUAAUUUGUGCCGCGCAUGUGCGUCUGGUCACAAUGAAUUUUGGCCUUCUACAGCGCAUUCUCUCCCCACAAAAAAGUUGUAAUCAUGCUCAUAAAAGUCAUUAGAGCCUUUCCCGAGUAAUAAACAAACGUCGUGUUAAGCCCAAGAUUGAUGGCGCCCUCACAGAACGGGCCAGGUCAGGAAGGAAUAAAAUUCAAUCAGUGCGCAGGAAUCAUUUUUCAUGAGACGGAAAAGGCAGAAGGGGACGGGGGUCAACAGGGAGGAUGUCGGCCGCCGGAGCACCAUCAACAAUGCCGCAGGAGAACAGCUAAAUGAACGUGCUGCGUUCUCCAAAUCAGCCUCUUAAAUCUAUAUGAUUUCGAGCUCCCUCACGAGCAGUCUUAUCGGACUUGAACAGAGCGGACUGAGUUAUAGGACAGUCCAGGUGAAGAGAAGUGUAUGUUGCUGCUUGCAGGCCUUCAUUUGAAAUUCCACAUGCAGGCUUUCAUUCGAGCUCUUGGACUGAGAGAGACUCUGAUUCCUGCGCCAGGCUGGAGGUUGGAGUGUUUUAGGCGUUGCAAUCUCUCGGUUUUGAAACGAAACAUAGCUGUUUUACACAAAAAAUAAUAGUCUACAUGUAACGUAGAAAAGGCCUAUCUUGCUUUGACGUCGUCUUCUAAUUUUAAUGUUCAAAUAGCUGAAAUGCUAUUCGUUAUUCGUUCAAAUUUUACCAUUAAACAGAUUAAAUGUCACUACAUUUUAACAAAGCAUAGCCGAGCCAUAUUUUAAGCAACAUGAAAGCAGCUGUUGAAGCGUAAACCAAACAAAAAAAUCCAAAAGAAUAUUUGCAACAAUUUCUGUAAAACUUUCUCUUUAAUACAUUUUCCGUUAAAAAAAAAAAAAAAAAAAAAAAAAAAAAAAAAGUUUAUCAAUAAAAUGCCACACAAUCCUGAUGAUCUUCUUAAACAUUAUUUUAUAGACAUUGGAUGUGUUUCAAGCACUUGUUUUUCUUUAUAAUUUUGUUGCUCAAACGUUAUGCAUGCUUUCCUCCUGUCCAUCUAUUUAGGUUGGCCGGCCAUUUUGAUAUUAGCCUAUAUAUCAAUGUAUAUAUUCUUUUUAAAUAGGCUACAAUAUAUGUUUAGUUCUCCAAAUGGUUCCGCUGCAUCCCUGUACGCGUAUACAUACAGCUUCCCUAACUGAUUUGUAUUAGACAUCAAAAAGUGAUUAUCUGCAACAUUUCUUUGAUGUCAAAACAUUCCAAUUUCAAUUUCCGUUUAAUGUUGGGAGAAAAAAAAAAAAUAAAUAUCGACGAGCAAGAACAUUUUACAAACAUUUCACUUGACAGAACAGGCAAAAGCAAUUGAUUUUGCUGAUAUGAAGCGUAACUCGAUGCAUUGGAGAUUAUAUAAUCUGUCCAAAUGCCACAACAGCCUUAUACUGAGGUUUACUGAAAACACCAAACAAAUGCAAAUGAAAACAUACAGUUUACGCAAUGGAUAGCUUAUUAUGUAAAUAACAUGACAACAUCUCAAAUUAUGGAUUAAGUAUAUCCAGAGAUAUAAUACGUUUUUAAAUUAAAUUAUUAAAAUAAUUACAACCUUAAAAUGCUAGUUGAUUUAAUUUAAUAAUCAUGCACAAUGUAGCGCAAGUAUCUUUUUUUUUU